GGUAAAUAUUAAGAUUCUUACUCUUGUUCUCCUAUUCGCUCUUAAGUAAUUCGUUAUUCGUAAUUCGCUGCGCUCGCCGUUGGCAAAGGACAUUUUUGCAAGGCAAGACUUCCACGCAAAUUUCCCUUUGCGAAUGGCGGCCAUCUUAAUUUGCUUCUGCACGAGAGAUGGACAUUUUUUGUUUACUCUUUCUCUCUCCGUUCUUUGAAAGCGGCUUGAAAAUGCAAGAUUUGCGCGCUUUAAACAAUUGCGAGGCGUUCAAACAACUGCGCAGUGGACUAACUUACUAUCAUACAAAUGUGAAGCCAUUGCACAGCUUCAAUUACGUUAGUGGCAAUGAGCAGCAAAUUAAGAAUGUGGCACAAAUUGUGCUGCAAGUGUUACUGGAGCAUGAGCUAGUUAUAGAGGAGAAGCACUCGAUUAAGGCCGAGCAGAAGCAGCAGGUCAAAGUGAAUGCAGCAGGCGAUAUAGAUAAGCUGCGCGGCACAUUAAUGUAUUUGCUAUUGAAUAGCUCGAUGGGCAACAAGGAGAAGGAGAUGGAGUUGGCUGCAUGGAAUCCGCAGUUUGUGCAUUUGCUCAAACAGCUGCCGGAGCCGUUGACACAGCUGGUGACUGUGAGCGUUGCGUUGAUCUGUGGCCUCCAGGAGUUUCUCUUCGAGUUUUUAGCCUAUGCUCCGACCUGGCUGACCGCUCAAUAUUUUGAUUGUUUAAACAAUGUCUUGAAUCAUCUAGUGGAUAACAAGAUGGAGGCAUUGCCAUAUAUUGGCGGUGCUCUUAAUGCCGUCACUAAUGCAAUCUGCUAUCGAUACUCGAUGCCGAUCAUCGAUAACUCUUUGGCACUACUGCAGCGGCAUUUGCUAUUCAACGAGGAGCGUCUGCGCAGCUUUCUGCCCAGCAGCGGACGACGCAAUCGUUAUUUGGGUAAGGCAAUGUGCAUGCUGCUCGACGUCUUAAUCAAGAUCUUGAGCAGCCUGCAAGAGCUGCCCGAGCCACCCAACUAUAUAUCAAUAUAUGAGCUGCAUUCAUCGCCCAUGAAAUCGGUCAAUGACUUGCUGCCAACAACUCAGCAACAGCUGCAAAUCUUUGGCAACAAACUAAUGGAUGUAGUCCAAUUGCUGUUGCAGCAAAUCAGCGUGGAUACCUAUAUGAGCUGGCAGGAGUUUCCCUCCGAUCAGCUGUUGUUUCAUCUACAGGCGCAGGUGUGCAACAGGUGCCUGAAGGUAACCCAACUGCUGGCUGCUGGGCAACAGGAGCAAGAAUUGCUCUUCAAUCACUCGCUCAAUUCGCAGCUAACAAACUUUAUAGAUGGCGCCCAGAGCUUCGAGCAGUGCUUGGCUGCCUUGAGCCUGGGUGAGCUGCUCAGCUUGUUGGACGGCGAAUCGGGUAAAGUGGAUGAUGAGCAGCUGGCUAAGGCGCUGGACGAGCUGCUAUCGAGGUCCAUUUGCUUUGGCAACGCUGAGUGUGUCGAGAGUUUGGCUAAGCACAAACGUUUCCUGAAUGCAAAACAUCUUGAAAUAAUGCUGGAGCAUUUGGGCCAAGUGGUGCAGCUGCAGAAAGCUGAAGACGAUGACAAGAAGCAGGAGGAGGAUGAGCAAAUGGAGCAGACACAGGAGUCUCCAGUGCAGGUAAAGCGAGAGCAUGAGGAGGAAGUCCACGUCAGCUCUGCUCCGAAAGCAAAUGAGAAGCUGCAAAAGCAGAAGAAGGAUCAAGAACAUGAGAGGAAGGAACAGAACUCCGAGCCGGAGCCGAAGAAGGAUAAAUUGGACGAUGUCGCUGAGCAGCCGAAUGAAGCCGACCAGAAGCAGCAGCCGAUGAAGCAAUCUGUCAAGCAGCCGGCACCUGAGCUCAUGGAGGCGGAUUCUGCACAGCCAAGUGAGCAAAAGCAGCAGAAACACGUAACAAAUGGGUCAAAGCCAAAGCUGGAAGCAGAGGAUGAGGAAAUGGAACUAGAUACAGUGAGCAAUGCAAGCUUAGCUAAUGCCGAGGAGCAAGACGAAGGUGAUAACGAUGAAGAUGAGGAUGAAGAUGAAGAUGAUGAUGAUGACGAUGAGGAGGAGGAUAUGAAUGCUCCAUAUGGCGAACUCAUACACUCGCUGCUGCUGCCCAUCUAUCAGAGCAUCACGAAUGCCCAGCAAAAGUUGCACUUGCUGGAGAAGCGCGAUCAACUGCAGGUGCUAGAACGUUUCUCGUUUGUGUUGCCACAAUAUGUUGCACGCCGAAUCUAUUUCUAUAAUCAGUUGAGCUACUGCAACGAGAGUUUCCCGAUGAAUACCUUUCUGGAUCUAUGCUUCGAGCAGCCACACGAGACCUGGCUGGCCUUUGCCCAACUGGCCAUGAAGCACUCCAGAUUUGCUUCUCUCUAUUUAAGAAUUAUCAAGCGUUGUAUGCCCCACUCGAUGUAUUACCUAGAGGCGACUGUCCAGAGUCUGUUCAACGACGCGCAGCUGUUGUGCUCGUGCUCCAACUCGCGGUAUGCCACAGCCUCGUCGGAGUUGCUGCUGCGUCUCUAUGAGCAGCCCAUUCUGCUGCAGAGCGGCAGCAUGCCACUUCCGGCUCUGAUGCUGCAGCAACAGAAGCUGCCCUUCAAGCAGAGUCAGGAGAGAUUCUUAGCCGACCUGAGCUCGGCCAUGGCCACUUAUACAACGGCCCGAAACUAUGCGGCUGUGGAGAAGACUUUGCUCAUCUUGCUGCAGCUGGAUGCUGUGGAACAGCAGCUGCUAAAGGGCGCCAGGGAUAAGUUGAAGGCAAAGCGUUCGCAGCUCAAUCGACUGAUGCAGUCCAAGUCGAAGACAAGUGGCAAGAGCCAUUCGAAUGUCACGAAGGACAUACGUCGCGCUCGCCAGCAGCUGCAGCUGGCCAAGGCACAAAUAAUUAUGCACAAUUCGUUUAACAAUAACAGAAGCUGCAACUGGCAGCUAGUGUCUCAGAUAGUCCUAAGCAUGGAUCAGCUAAGAGAUAAGUUGGAGCAUUUUCAUCUAACGCGCAUCGCAGCUCUGGACCUAACUAUGAAGUACUAUAUAAAAUAUGUGGCCAGAGCUAUAACCGGCAAUGCAGAGUUGCGUGGGUGUUUGCGCUCGCUGAUUGCUCAAAAGGUGAAGCACAAAGAUUUGUGGCGAGACGAGCAGCUGCUCCUGUUGAUGGAAGAGAAGCGUUCCGUAAGCGAAUAUACCAGACUGCUUAGUCACUCAUCGACUGUGGAAUCAAUCCAAUUGCUGCGCAGCUCGAUUCGUCAUCAUUUGGAUGCAGCUGUUUUGCAGAGCAUUGCAGAACAUGUGAACAAAUUGGGCUCGGCAAAGGCCCACCAUGCAUAUAGUUUUAUAUUUAAGUGCUAUAUGCAGGUGCUCAAUCGUGAACUGAUUGAUCAUGCCAAGCCAAGCGAUUAUCCGCGUCUAAUUGAGCACAUUUUACGCACACCCAACAUUCGUAAACCCGAAAAUUUGCUCGCCGCAAUUCCGAAUUUGAAAAUUUUGCUUCGACCAAGUGGCAUAACGAGCAAAUCACUCAUACUUCAAUACGUUAGCCAAACUUUAGCCCUAACACCUCACUAAAUGUUAUGCAUCAUUAAUUACACCUAAUUUUUCACAUUUUUACACAUUGUCAGUAGGAAUUUAAAUUAUGGCGCCAUUGGAUUCGCGCUUACGCAACAAGGGCUGUUAUGAUAACCAGUAAUUAAAUUGGAAUGAAACA
Drosophila hydei is the source of this 3687-nucleotide messenger RNA. RefSeq lists its product as uncharacterized. The transcript is spliced from 5 exons. Gene Ontology annotation, biological process: chromatin remodeling. Gene Ontology annotation, cellular component: nucleoplasm; cytoplasm; nucleolus. Gene Ontology annotation, molecular function: RNA binding; chromatin binding; histone binding. NCBI's taxonomy places the organism in Eukaryota, Metazoa, Arthropoda, Insecta, Diptera, Drosophilidae. The record is from RefSeq and is a predicted model, not a curated record. The coding region runs from base 168 to 3548 and encodes 1126 amino acids.